This is a messenger RNA of Nanorana parkeri, 2634 nucleotides long. RefSeq names its product extracellular calcium-sensing receptor-like. NCBI's taxonomy places the organism in Eukaryota, Metazoa, Chordata, Amphibia, Anura, Dicroglossidae. The record is from RefSeq and is a predicted model, not a curated record. Gene Ontology annotation, cellular component: membrane. The transcript has 9 exons. Gene Ontology annotation, molecular function: G protein-coupled receptor activity. Gene Ontology annotation, biological process: G protein-coupled receptor signaling pathway. The coding region runs from base 1 to 2634 and encodes 877 amino acids.
AUGAGGUUUGCGGAUACAGGAAGGUUGGUGACCUUCAUCCACCAGACUUUGUGGCAUCUCAUCCUUCAUUACCUUGUUCCGGCUUCAUAUUCUAAUGGACAAUGCUGCACACUGGAGACUCCUGAACUUACAGGCAUUUCAGUGAGGGGGGAUGUCUUAUUCGGGGCAGUUUUACCCCUCCACAUAGAGAAAAUUUACCCCAAACUGUCUUACAAUGAGAAACCAAAGCAAGUUGUAUGUAAAAAAUUGUCUCCGGAGACUUUCCUUCAGGUACAAGUUGUAAAAUUUGCCACUAUGGAGAUUAACAACAGCUCUGAGAUCCUCCCAAACAUCACAUUAGGCUUCCAGGUUUAUGAUUCCUGCUCUACGCUUCAAAGGGAGCUGGAGGGAACUUUAUGGAUGCUGACGGGGCAGAGCCGAGCUAUUCCCAACUUUCAAUGCCAGAGAAAAGAGAAACUGGCGGCCAUCAUUGGACACGCCACCUCUACAUACUCCAUUCUAAUGGCUCACAUACUUGGGCUAAGCAGGUAUCCACAAAUAAGCCACUUCUCAACAAGUUCUCUUCUGAGUGACAGAACACAGUUUGCAUCAUUUUUCAGGACUGUGCCAAGUGAUGCAUUUCAAUCCAAAGGUCUGGCCCAGUUAGUGUUACAUUUUGGCUGGACGUGGGUUGGCUUGGUGGCUCUGGCUAAUGACUACGGACAACAAGGCAUUCAGGUCAUUAAGCAAGAGAUUCUCAAAUCCGGGGCCUGUGUUGAGUUUACAUUGUACAUUCAGCCUAGUCGACCCAAUCAUAACAUUCUUCAAAUAUCUCAGGUCAUUAAAGAUUCAACUGCCCAAGCUAUAGUUGUUUUCUCCACUGAUGUCUAUCUCCUUACCAUACUGGAUCAACUUUUGAAACAAAACAUAACAGAGAAGACAUGGGUGGCCAGCGAAGCAUGGUCAACAUCAUCAUUGUUAACGUCUGAAAAAUAUUCCAAGAUUCUUGCUGGAACCAUUGGUUUUGCCUUCUACAGUGGAAAUAUCCCUGGGCUCAAACAAUACCUUGACCAUGUCAAUCCCUCAGAGCUUCCAGAAUGGGCUUGGAAUUGGAUGUUCUGGGAAGACAGUGUUGGUUGUGCCUUUCUCAACUUUGAAAAUGUCUCAUUCCCUCGAGAGAGACCCUCAAGAAACUGCACAGAGAAAGAUAAAGUGGACGAUUUUCAGAUUUAUUUAAAACGUAUAUCUGGUUUAAGGAUUGUCUAUAACCUUUACAGUGCUAUUUUUGCUGUAGCCACGGCUUUGCAUCAACUGAGUGUCUGUAGGCCAGGAAAUGAUCAUUUUAUUAACAGUAGCUGCUCUGAUGUCUGGAAUUUUAAACCAUGGCAGAUUCUGCGCUAUAUAAAGAACGUCCGAGUGAAGUUAAACAGUGGGCAUCAAAUGUUUUUCGACAACAAUGGAGACCCUCCUCCCAUGUAUGAUAUUGUAAACUGGCAGAUGAACUCUGAGGAUUUAGUGAACCGUGUCUUGGUUGGACAAUAUGACAGAACAACACUAAGAAUUAAUGCAAGUGCUUUAAGAUGGACAAGUGGUAGGCAAAAGGUUCCUGCAUCGGUCUGUAGUGAGAGUUGUCCUCCAGGCUUCAGAAAAGCGGCUCUAACUGGAAAGCCCAACUGUUGUUUCCAGUGUGUUCCCUGCCCACCGGGAGAGAUCACCAAUCAAAGUGAUUUCAUUCAAUGUUUCAAGUGUCCCUGGGAUCAGUGGCCAAGCCAACGAAAAGACAGAUGUCUACCAAAGCUCACCGAGUACCUCUCUUAUGACGAGACCUUGGGAGUCAUUUUAUUGUCCGCUGGCAUUACCUCCUCUGUGAUACCUUUAGCUGUUCUCGGCAUAUUGGUUUAUCACAAGACAACUCCCAUAGUCCGAGCCAAUAAUUACGGUGUCAGUUGCCUUCUCCUGGUCUCCAUGUCACUCUGCUUUCUUUCUUCGCUGGCCUUUAUUGGUUACCCUACCUGGGAAAAAUGUCUCCUACGCCAAGUGACCUUUGGAAUGGUUUUUGCUUUAUGUGUCUCAUGUAUCCUGGCCAAAACGCUCAUGGUCAUGAUUGCCUUUAAGGCCACAAAGCCUAACAGUGACCUAAAUAAAUGGGCCAGCCCUAAAGUCUCAUACACAGUGAUUGGCUUAGGAACCCUUCUUCAGUUGAUGACAGGUGUCGCUUGGCUAUCUCUAUCACCACCCUUUCCAACCUAUAAUCUGAAUGCCAAAGUGGAAGUUCUCAUUGUUGAAUGUAAUGAAGGAUCACUCAUUGCCUUUUGGUGCACUAUUGGGUAUCUGAGUCUACUUGCUCUGGCCAGCUUUGUGGUUGCCUUCUUGUCUAGACAACUCCCAGAUAGCUUCAAUGAGGCCAGGUUUAUAACAUUUAGCAUGCUUGCCUUUCUCAGUGUCUGGAUUUCCUAUAUCCCAGCAUCGCUCAGCACCAGCGGCAAAUACACCGUAGCCAUGGAGGUAUUUGCCAUAUUGUCUUCUAGCUGGGCCAUGCUCUGCUUCAUGUUUGCCCCAAAAUGUUAUGUCAUUGUCUUCCGCCCGAGCAUGAACUCACGCAAACAUCUCUUAAAAAAAAAAAAAAAAGGUUCCCAAAAUCCUUACACUAAUUAG